Messenger RNA from Epinephelus lanceolatus (giant grouper), 3206 nucleotides. It is a transcript of the gene kcnk13b, whose product is annotated as potassium channel, subfamily K, member 13b. Gene Ontology annotation, biological process: potassium ion transmembrane transport; stabilization of membrane potential. The record is from RefSeq and is a predicted model, not a curated record. Gene Ontology annotation, cellular component: plasma membrane. Gene Ontology annotation, molecular function: outward rectifier potassium channel activity; potassium ion leak channel activity. NCBI's taxonomy places the organism in Eukaryota, Metazoa, Chordata, Actinopteri, Perciformes, Serranidae.
UUCAGCUCUGUGUUGGUGGUCAAUCCGCGGUGCGUAAAACGCGCGCUCAGGGGUGGAGACUUCUUUGGAGAGGCAGGACCAGAGAGCACGACAGGGCGACUCUGUGCAGCCACAGGUUGCCGCGCGGCUCUUUCCUCUCCUCUGAGCAUCUUGGCAGCCCAGACCCGACAGGUGCAGCCGGUGGAGACGGACUGAGAAGUCGUUAGAAGACGCGUUUGGCUUUGACUUAGACGCUCCUGAGCAAAAUGCCAAAUCCACAGCCUUGGAACAACUCGAUCUCAACCUGCCUGGAUAACAAUUUCUUUGCGUCGCGCAGGACUUUCUUGUCGUAAAAAUACCUCCCGAGGACUGCGCGUUUUAUUCGAGCCCACCAUGCCACAGGUCCCUCACUGCAGCCGCACCACAGCAACAUAAUGGCAUGUAGGAGCGGCUGCUGCUGCGGCUCCGGUCCAAUAAACGAGGAUAACGCGAGGUUCCUGCUGCUGGCUUUGUUCAUCAUCAUCUAUCUGCUGUGCGGGGCCGCAGUGUUCUCUGCGCUGGAGCAGCCGAAGGAGCGGGAGGCGAAGGAGCGCUGGGCGCAGAGGUUUGAGCAUUUCAGCCAGAAGUACAACCUGAGUAAGAAGGACCUCAGCAACUUCCUCAGGAACUACGAGGAGGCGAACGUGGCCGGGAUCCGGGUGGACACGAUCAGACCUCGAUGGGACUUCACCGGCGCGUUUUACUUCGUGGGAACUGUGGUGUCAACCAUUGGGUUUGGGAUGACCACUCCUGCCACCAUUGGAGGGAAAGUCUUCCUGAUGUUCUACGGCCUGCUGGGCUGCGCGGCCACCAUCCUCUUCUUCAACCUCUUUCUGGAACGUGUCAUCACCGUCAUCGCUGUCGUCCUCAAGUCCUGUCACGAGCGACGCCAUCACAAAGCUGUAUUCCCACCAAAUGGCCGGCGAGUGUCUGAGGGGAACAGAGCAGGCGGAGCGGGGGGGAGUGGAGGAGGGAAAGGAGAGGAUCUGGCCGGCUGGAAGCCUUCGGUCUACUGCGUCAUGCUCAUAUUAGGAGCAGCAGCCAUCUUGGUGUCCUGCUGCGCCUCACUCAUGUACUCGGCAGCCGAGGGCUGGGGCUACCUGGACUCACUCUACUUCUGCUUUGUGGCCUUCAGUACCAUCGGUUUUGGAGACAUGGUGAGCAGCCAGCGGGUUGUCUACGAGGGCCACGCCACAGCUGCAUAUCGAGUGGGCAACUUCUUCUUCAUCCUGACUGGUGUCUGUUGCAUCUACUCCCUUUUCAACGUCAUCUCCAUCGUCAUCAAGCAGGUCCUCAACUGGCUGCUGAGGAGGCUGGAGGCCCCCUGCCGCUGCUGUUUCCCCAGGAGGGGUCACCACCCGCACCGGCACCCUCGACGGAACGUGGUGGCCCCGGGCCACCUGCGUGCCCGCAGGGACCCCUCCAUCGAGACAGACGCCAUCAACGAGAGCGAGACUGACACUGGGCGCAGGAUGUCUGGGGAGAUGAUCUCCAUGAGGGACUUCCUGGCAGCAAACAAGGUGAAUCUGGCUAUUAUGCAGAAGCAGCUUUCAGAGAUGGCCAUUGGGCACCCGCGCCAGUCCGGCUCCAGUUCACGUCAGAACGGGUUUUCGGGAGGGGUGGGCGCCCUUGGCAUCAUGAACAAUAGGCUGGCAGAGACGAGCGUGGACAGAUAGGGGGAAACAGCAUGAAUCCUUUAAAAAGGACACAGAAAGCUGAGAAGAUGAGACAAGUAAAGACAAACUGACUCUGAGGACUGGCUUCAUGGAGGAAAAGAAGAUUUAGGUGGUUCACGAGACUGAAUUCAUGACUGCGUAAUUCAUCCUCUCCGAGCUGACCCCCCGGCAGCUGCCAUCUCAGCCCCUUUACCGUCGAGAACAUGGCUACAUGAAUGAUGCAUGAUAGAUUGCUAGAGUCUCACAUCUGGACCAGGCUCAGUGUGCCGGAAUGUUCUUCCUGUGAGGAGUUCAGUUUCCAUGGUGAUAAAAAAGCCUGCCUAGAGCCCUUGUAUCUAAGCCUUAAAAACAUGAUGCACUAUAUGCCACUUCACACCUAACCACAACUUCCACUCAUCUGUAGUACUUUACAAUCCUCACUAUGAUUCUGCCCACAUCCAAACUGUGUCCGACAUAAAAAUAGCUUUAAUAAAAUGGGUGUUUCUCGGUUUCAUGUCUAACAGCAGUUAUUACAUAAAGCGCUGUGUCAGGUAGAAACAAUUCAAAGAUAAAUGGAUGUUUACCUUUAAUGCAUAAUACAUGAUUUUCCAAUUAGGCAAUCAAUGGCAGCCUCAUUCACACCAUUCAUGACUUAGACAAUAAUUUCACAGCCAUAUCAUAAACCAUUCAAUAGCUCCCAUCUUGGCACUGCUUUCAUUCAUUAUCACGACAAAUAGAAGACAAACAAAAAAAAACCCCAAAGGCCUCAUUACAAAACAAACAGGCCUAUCCGGAGCUGAAUGGAUGGUGUUCAGAGUCUGAGAUGAAACCUUUUAUGUGAGACUGCUGUUUACUUUGGCGUUUGCUGCACAAUAUCCGAGCACAAGCUCAGACACAAGGACAUUUUCACACCCUGAUGUUGCCCAGGCCUGUAGGUGUUUGGUAUCGAUAUAAAUGCAGUGAAUCAAGUCGUUCCAGGGCUUAUUAUUUGAUUUAUAUGUUUUUCUUGCUGUGUGGAUUCAAGUGCAUUAAACAAAAAGGACAAAAGACAGAGAUUGCUCUUAACCUGCCUGCCGAGCAACUGACUUCAGUGAAGCCUGCAAGCAGCCAAGCUGGAGGAGGACUUGUGGACACUAUAUAUGAGUGUAUAGGCAUCUUCAUUCUCUUUGUAAAUGUAUCUGAGAGGAAAUAAUAGGAUGAGAAUCCUCCAGGCUACACACAUGACGUCAGCAGCUGAGCUUUGGUAUAUUUGCAUUAUGAAUGUCUGAUAUCCAGAGGACAGGAGCAGAGAGACAACUGUCUCUGGUGUAAAACGACAACCUGGCAAACCUACAGAGACAAAAUAUGUUCUAAUAUUUUUCAGGGUUGUUGUGAUUUUUUAGGAUGAUUUCCAAUGGUUGUAAGAAUAUUAUAUCUGUGAGUCAUCUGUUGCAAAAAUCGUUUUCAGUUCACAGCACAAACUGAGAAGAAGGAGGUGAGAUCCAAAUGGCACUCAGCAUUAAUAAAACAUAUGCAGAGUGAAUAAUGUAUUUG